ACACACCAUAUUUAUUUCAAAGUUAAUUUUCUCUCUCUUCACCAAAGAAAUCUAGAAAACUCUCUCAUUCUCAAACAAACCCUAGCCGACGCCUCCUCCUCCUCCUCCUCCCUCCUUCAGUGUGUCUCCGGCGGUCGUUACAUUGCUCCACCAUCUUCAUCCUCUCCUUUUCAUAUGUAAUUAUACUCUAUCAAAUUUAUUUCAACUCAAAGAUGAUUUUAAAUUUCCCUACGACCAUCUUUUCGGCUAGAUCUUGACAUCCACGCACAAGCUUUUGAAAAUCCAUCACCAUAAAAAGAGUCCCCUCCAUCUUCUCUACAAAACCCAUUUAAAGAAAAUCAGGAACGGACAACCUUCGCCGGUGACCACCACGCCGGAGCUUGCAACCACCGUGCCGGGAAAGAGCUUACGUGUUUUCCAGAUCUGGGUCAGAAUUUUUACACAAACACUUAAACCUGGGCUGUUGUCUUCAUCAAGAUUUUACAAACUAUUUGGAAUGGUGGGAGGCGGUUUAAUCAAGCUGAAGACAUGGCAGAAGACAGCUGUGGCAUUAGGUUCUGCAGUUGGAGCACUUUUGGAUCCACGAAGAGCUGAUUUGAUAGCAGCUCUUGGUGAAACAACCGGAAAGCCUGCCUUUCAAAGGGUUCUUCAAAGGAUGAAAUCUUCCCCUGAAGGAAGGGCAGUACUUUUGGAGCGCCCUCGUGUUGUAUCUGCGAAUGUAGGACAUGCUUGGGACCUGCCAGCUAAUACAUUUGGUGCUGCCUAUGCUAGAUUUAUGGGAUCCAGGAAUUUUUCACCAGAUGAUCGACCUCCUGUGCGCUUCAUGGAUACAGAUGAGUUGGCCUAUGUUGCCAUGCGAGCUCGUGAAGUCCAUGACUUCUGGCAUACCCUUUUUGACCUUCCUACUAACUUGAUUGGGGAGUCAGCGCUAAAGGUAAUUGAGUUUGAGCAGAUGCAUCUUCCUAUGUGUGUCAUGUCUGUUUUAGGAGGCACAGCAAGAUUCAGUGAAAAACAAAGAAAAUUGUUUUAUCAGCACUACUUCCCCUGGGCUGUUCGUGCUGGCACACAGUGCAAUGAUCUCAUGUGUGUAUAUUAUGAGCAGCAUUUUCAUCAAGAUUUGGAAGAUGUUCGCAGAAAAUUGGGAAUUAUUCCUGUUCCAGCUAUUCCUUGACUCAAUGCUUUCCGAGUUUAUGAGUUUAUGUUUAUUUUUCUGGUUAUUAUAGCUGAUGGUAGAAUAGUGCAAUCAUAUUUUGUUUUUUAAUAAUAUCCAGUGCAAAAUCUAUCUCCAAUAUUUUAGUUAGUGAGUUUUAUAUAGGUUGGAUUUUAUCAGUGACUUGUAUAUCAUGAUCAAUUUAAAUAGACUUACGAACACAGGUUGUGUUCAGUUUUAUAAUCCACAUUUCCUAUAGUGAUUCUUCAACCAA
Messenger RNA from Medicago truncatula (barrel medic), 1424 nucleotides. RefSeq names its product ubiquinone biosynthesis protein COQ4 homolog, mitochondrial. The transcript is spliced from 3 exons. The coding region runs from base 497 to 1171 and encodes 224 amino acids. NCBI's taxonomy places the organism in Eukaryota, Viridiplantae, Streptophyta, Magnoliopsida, Fabales, Fabaceae. Gene Ontology annotation, biological process: ubiquinone biosynthetic process. Gene Ontology annotation, cellular component: mitochondrial inner membrane. The record is from RefSeq and is a predicted model, not a curated record.